GGGUGGGGGGUUAUGGUUCUAAGGCUAUUCUCCGCCCGUCAAUUACGGGUGUCGACAACUGACUAGUCGUGGAAAAUCCGUGGCUUUUGACUGAGGGGUAACGUUAAUAUUUUUUCCAGACUCACCAGUCACCACCGCCCAUACUCAUGCGAUGCAAGCAACUUGUACCGUUUUCUGAAUCUCCUUUUCGGUUCUCUUGGAAUGCAACGGGAAUGCUCCGCAACCGAACCCAAUAAUCCCCCCAGAUCUGCUUCCUCGUACUCCCUUUGAUUUCUCAUUUGUUUUCCCCCAAUUAAGAAAGCCCUAAUUGCUGCUAUUGGCUAUUGCAGUUGUGAAUGAUUUGCAUUUCUAUGUGAAUCUCCUCCUUCUCUUUCUGCAAUUCAGCUGACGAAAUGGUUUUCGCUGAAAUCUUUGUUUCGUGUCUUAUGCAAUGAGGAUUGUAUUUUGAGGAGAUCCGUGAGAUCCCUGCGGUUGUUGCUCUGAAUCUGGGCAGAAGAUGGGUGUUUCUCAGUCCAGACAAGAGGUUGAAGAAGACAAUGAACAAGAAGAUGAUGAUGAGGAGGAAGAUGAUAAUGAUGCUUCCAGUAUAAGAGAAUUGGAUAAUCAUUCGGUGAAGAAGGUUCUGGAACAAGAGCCGGAGAUGUUACCCUGCUACGCAUCAGCGUCGCCGCUCUCCCCUCAGCUUUCUUCCUUUGGCACACCACGGCUUGGGCCGUCAAUCAAGGUCUGGGAUCCGUACAAUGUUCUGGCUCCUCCUCCGCCGCCGCCACCGGCAGCUGUAUUCUCCCGGAGUUUCUCAUCCAGCGGGCUGGAGGAAGAUAGAAUGGUUAUUGAGGUUUUUUUUAUCAGCCACGGGGAGUCCGAGAUGAAUUUGAGGCCAGAUUUGGUGGCUGGGCGGUGCCCGGAGGCGGGGCUGACGCCCAAUGGGAAGCGGCAGGCGAGAGCUUUGGCAGUGUUCUUGAAUUCGCAGGGCAUUCGAUUUAAUGCUGUGUAUUCAUCGCCAUUGGAUCGGGCGCGGGCCACAGCUGCUUCUGUUUGUCAGGAGCUGAAUUUUGCGGAGGAACAGAUACAGCCGUCAGAUGCGCUUGUGGAGAUGAGUCAAGGGCAUUGGGAGGGCUGUCCGAGGUCAGAAAUAUACACACCUGAAAUGUUGAGCUUAAUGGAAAGAUUCCAGCCUGAUUUCUCAGCUCCUUCAGGAGAAUCCCUUAGGCAGGUGGAAUUCAGGAUGGUUCAGUUCCUAAAUGCAACAGUCCUGGGACUGCCUGAAAAGUUGAGAUCAGAUUUCUCCUCGCCCCGGCUGAAUGAGAGCCAAGGGCUUUCACUCAACUCACACACUUUUGCCAGCUCAGUUCAUGACCGAGAUGGUCCUUCCCUUCCGCCACCUCAUUGGGAUUUGCUUAGCAGGCACCGGCAAGGGCUUACUAGGAAGAAGUCUGGUAAGAGCAGGUUACAGUUUGUGACUAAAACUGGAGAUCAUGAUGCCGAGGAUGAAAUCUCCCCUGGGGAAGCCAACCAAAGCUCCCUGCACGAAAUUAACGUCAGGAGCUCCUCCUCUUGCAUCUCCUCCUCUGUUGGAGUUUUCACUCAUUCAGGGCCGAUUAAGUGUCUCUUGACCGGCAUUCUUGGUUGUAGUCCAGAAAUGUCUCAUAAGUUUUGCAUUGAAGAUUCUUCAGUGACCAUGUUACAGCAUUCAUGGAAAACAGGUUGGCAGAUAAAGAGGUUGAAUGAUACUGCACAUCUUAGGCUUCUCUAGUAAAAAUACUGGAAGCCUCUCAUGAAAAUGAAAUUUGUUGAUGAAAUUUGAGGUGGUAAUUAUUGGCUGGAAGUCAGCACUGCUAUAACUUAUGGAUUAAAAUUGUCUGUUGUAACUCAGGAUUUGGCAUGAAUUGGCCAUGGCUCUGCACCUUCUUGUAACCUUUGUUAUAAUUAUUUCCUGAGUUACCAACUCCCAAACAAAAGAAUUCAUGCGGGAGUUGGAACUUUGUCUUGGGUGAUUCUUUUGAAUUGUAGCAUUAACAAAAGCUGUUAUCAUAGAGUGAGAUAUCAUGUA
Molecule: messenger RNA, 2050 nt
Organism: Vitis riparia (riverbank grape)
Lineage: Eukaryota; Viridiplantae; Streptophyta; Magnoliopsida; Vitales; Vitaceae
Exons: 2
Coding region: 497-1753 (418 amino acids)
Source: RefSeq, a predicted model, not a curated record